Chrysoperla carnea is the source of this 517-nucleotide messenger RNA. It is a transcript of the gene mRpL42, whose product is annotated as 39S ribosomal protein L42, mitochondrial. Gene Ontology annotation, cellular component: mitochondrial large ribosomal subunit. The coding region runs from base 99 to 476 and encodes 125 amino acids. NCBI's taxonomy places the organism in Eukaryota, Metazoa, Arthropoda, Insecta, Neuroptera, Chrysopidae. The record is from RefSeq and is a predicted model, not a curated record. The transcript is spliced from 2 exons.
AUUUUAGGUUUCGAAAACAUUUGAAGUUGGUUAUGUUUCGAUGAUAUGAAUCCAAAAAUUAUUUAAUUUAUUUAAAAAACGAAUGAAAACUUUUUAAAAUGGCUUUGAGAUUAUGGUCUCGUCAACUGGCAAAUAAUUUUCUAAUAAAAACACAAUGCACCCGUAAUAUUUCAUCCACAAAACCUGAAGAUACGAUUGUUAUAACUGAUGACGCUUCAACAAUCGUUUGUUGGCAUCCAAAACCUAGUGUUCCAUACGAAUUAACGAAACCAAUUACGUUGGAGCCAAUUAAAGACAAUAACUCAAUAUUAAAACAUAGUUGGGAUGAUGAAUUAAAACAAAUGUUUAAGAAAAAGAAUGCGGAUGCAGCUCGGCAAGAAUUAAUGGCAUUAACAUAUACAACAAAACAUCGAUGGUUUCCAAGAAGUCGUGACAGGCGGGCUAAGAAAACACUUAUGGAUCGCGAAUAUCUUUAAUUUGUUUUUUUGUUAUAAUUUGUAGUUUUUAAAAUAAAUGU